Molecule: messenger RNA, 2986 nt
Organism: Vicugna pacos (alpaca)
Lineage: Eukaryota; Metazoa; Chordata; Mammalia; Artiodactyla; Camelidae
Source: RefSeq, a predicted model, not a curated record
CCGGAACCCAGGGAGCGGGCGGGACCGCGGCGUUGCGCGGCUGGGAGCCGACCCUGAGCUCGUCCCGCGUGGGAAGAGCCGAGCUCAGGGGGCUCCAGAGCCAGAGGCGGAGGAGUGAAGUGAGGGCUGAGUGGGCGGAAGAGAGCCUGGGCGGAGACAUGGCCACUUAUCGCCCAGCAGGACACAUGCAACUGCCUCGAGCCGAUGCCAUUCGUUCCCGUCUCAUUGAUACUUUCUCUCUCAUCGAGCAUCUGCAAGGCUUGAGCCAAGCUGUGCCACGGCACACUAUCCGAGAGAUACUUGAUCCUACCCAUCAGAAGAAUCUUAUGCUAGGAGACCAACACCAGCUUGUGCGCUUCUCCAUAAAGCCUCGUCGUGUAGAACAGAUUACAGACUCCCAGAGGCUGAUGAGCACCCUUCGAGUGCGCUGCAGCCAGAGGCCACCUCUUUCCUUGUGGGCUGGAUGGGUCCUUAAGUGUCCUUUCUUCACAAACUUCAUCAUCUUCCUCAUCUUUUUGAAUACGAUUGUACUGAUGGUUGAAAUAGAAGUGCUAGAAUCCUCAAAUACUCAGUUGUGGCCACUGAAGCUGACUCUGGAAGUGGCAACUUGGUUCAUCUUGUUUACUUUCAUCUUUGAGAUCCUUCUUAUGUGGCUAUCCAGCUUUUCCCUCUUCUGGAAGAAUGCCUGGAAUGUCUUUGACUUUGUUGUCACCAUACUGUCCCUGCUUCCUGAGGUUGUGUUGCUGGUAGGGGUAACAAGCCAAUCCAUAUGGCUCCGGUUGCUGAGGAUCUGCCGGGUGCUGAGGUCUCUUAAACUCUUUGCACGAUUCCGUCAAGUUCGAGUCAUUAUCUUGGCCCUGGUCAGGGCCCUCAAGAGCAUGACCUUCCUCUUGAUGUUGCUGCUCAUAUUCUUCUACAUUUUUGCUGUGGCUGGUGUCUACUUCUUCGAGAAUUACACCCGUUCAACUCGCCAGGACCUGGAGUACCACAUGUUCUUCUCGGACCUGCUGAAUUCCCUAGUAACGGUGUUCAUCCUCUUCACCAUGGAUCACUGGUAUGCACUGCUUCAGGAUACCUGGAAGGUGCCUGAAGUGAGCCGCGUUUUCAGCAGUAUCUAUGUCAUCCUCUUGUUGUUACUUGGUUCCAUCGUCUUUCGAAAUAUCAUAGUAUCCAUGAUGGUUACUAACUUCCAGAAUAUCAGGAAUGAGCUGAACGAAGAGAAGACACACCUGGAGGUUCAGCACAAAGCUGACAUAUUCAAGUGGCAGAUUAUCCAGAGGAGACAAAACCUAGCCCCUGAGGCACAGAAGUCAAGCAUUGUCAAAACGGAUGCCAGAGAUGCCAGUCAAGAAGGGAAAUCCUUGAACUUAACAGAAGCUUCUGAAGAAGAGUCUAAACACAGUGCCACUAAAGAGGGUUCAAGAGAAUCUAAGUCAAAAACAAAGAAGUCAGAAGUGAAAAAGUCUGCCUCUUCCCCCUCCUGUUCAUCCUCCAACUAUUCCUCUCCUUAUGAGUCCAUAUAUUUGGACCCUAUUGGUCAGUUGGACUGGGAGACUCAUGUGCACCAGAAUCUGCCUGGGUUAAUGGAUAUGGAUCAGGAUGAACGUGUUGUUUGGCCUAGAGAUUCACUCUUCCGAUAUUUUGAGUUGCUGGAAAAGCUUCAGUAUAACCUAGAGGAGCGUAAGCGGUUGCAGGAAUUUGCAGGUAUGGAUUUAGGACAGUCAUGGAGACCUGGAGUUAAAUCCUUUUGGAGUAGCCUACGUAACUGAGGAGAAGGAGGGUGUUCACUAUUUUGGCAUCUCAGCCUCUGAAUUUCCACCUCACACCUAAAAAAGGCAAAUUCAUGAUUUGAUAUGUCACAUUCUGGGCCUGUGUCAUGAUUUCUUCCGACCUUGUGAGGACCUGGCAACUCUGCUUCUCUAGAAGGGGACAGCUAAAUCCUAUGAAGUCUGAGAGCUUGUUUCCCAAGAGGAGAGUAUCCAAAUCCAGCUGUUGGGGAUUAGGACAAGGCAGGCUGUCACUCUGUUUGGGCAGCCUGCCCCCCUUUUGUACAUGUUUCUUCCCUUUGAAGGUCACAUUUCUGACCUGAGCAGUAAGGACCUCAGGUUCAAGUUAGGUAGGUAUGGGGAUUGGACAGUGAGCAGAAAGUCCACUAGAGCCUGCUGCUCUCAACCCCUAAAAGAGAUUUACAGACUACACUUCCUUUCAGUCCCUUCUAGUAGCCUAUGGAGAGACAUAUGUGUGAUUUAAAUAGUAGAAUUUGAUUUAACCUGAGAACUACCUGCUCAAAAUUAUUUUCCCUAAAUUUCUCACUUAAAAUUGCACCACUUGGAGAUUAAUUUGGAUGAAUGAAUUUCCCCCCUAAAAAAUACAAAAGGGACUUUUUUUCAAUAUAAUAAAGAUUAGUGUUAUUCUCAUACCUAGUUGAAAUCAACCCAAAGUGAAAGUAACAAUGGAGGAAGAAGAAUAUGUGUGUGUCGUGGGCACAGGAGAGCAAUAAGAGGAAUUUAUAACAUUGGAACAUGGAAGUUAGAGCAGGAUGUCAGAGGGGCUUUGCCUACUUCAAAAUGUUGCAUCGUUAUCCUGCUCUUUCCAAUUUUCCUCAGCCCUGCCUUCUCAUUUGUUCUGGGAGAACAGGGUGAAAGGGUGGAGAGCACGAUGGCCUCUUUAACUGUGAUUAAUUCAUCUUUGGCAAAGAGGGCAGACUUAUGUGGCUUAAUUUAAAGUUGAGAUGAGUAAAGAUUUGAAUGGGAACCUAGAACCCAGAAAAGCAGGGUCUUCACCAGACAUUUGUAUAUUCGGAAUAGUCUCAGCUCUCCAGCCUCACGGUCUGUUUCUUUACAGUGCAGGCACUGAUGAACUUUGAAGACAAGUAAAAAGCCCACAAUGGAUGGCUUCGAUAUCUUUGGCAAAAAUUAAUGAAGGGAUUAGUUGGAAAUGGAGAAUUCAAAGUAUAAAUGUCUAAUAAAUACUGCUGAUAAUUUGU